UUUCUCUUUCAUUCUCUCCCUCUCUGUGCUCCAGGUGUGGGGGGCAGUCAGGUGUUGGUGCCCCAGAAGGUGAGUGCUGUGUUGGGGAAGAAUGUGACGUUGGGCUGUAGCGUGGAUGUGGGGGCCAACCUCAGUCUUACCCAGAGUUCCUGGGAGCGACGGCUCCCCACAGGCUCGGUGACGGUGGCGGUGUACAACCCCGUGUUCGGCAUCUCCAUCUCCCCAGACUACGUACGCCGCCUGUCCUUCCGCUCGCCCUCCUCCCAUGACGCCACCAUCAUACUGGAGGAUGUGGGCUUUGCGGACAUUGGAGUAUAUACCUGCAAGGUGGCCACCUUCCCCCUGGGCAACACACAGGCCUCCACCACUGUCAGCGUGCUCGGUAGGAGUGUGUGUGCUUGUGUUGGCGUUGGUGUGUGUGUGUGGGUGGGUGUCUAUUAGAGCUGGGACGAUAAACUGGAAAUUAUCGACACUGACUAUACCGAUAACUUAUCCCAGGCAUUUUGCCUACACUAGAGAAAUGUGAAGUUUGAAAUGAAAUACGUUUGCUAAUAUGGAUGAUUGUUAAUGGGAGAAUUAAUGUCUACAACCAUCAAACUAGUAGUAGUAGUUUAAAAUAUCAUUUAAAUCGUUAUCUCAUCAAUUCAGGCAAUUUAUCGCAAUAUGGAUUUUUGUCCAUAUGACCCACCUCCAGUGUCUAUCUCUGUGUGCAACACACCUCUUGUAAGUGUAUGUGUGUGUUUGUAUGGCUAAUGGUGUGCUUGUAAGAUUCUGAAAUGUAAUCCUGUAUCUUAGUAAAGUGCCUCUUGGAAAAUGUAUGAAUUAUGCAUAGCCAUUGUGGGGGUGAGGCGAGUAAGAGAUAAUGGGGGCGCGAUCUGUCUGAUCCUUGCUUUGGUCUGGAAGUAGAGUAGGCCAACUGGAUAGGACAAUGGAUGGACCCGUGAAUUCCAGGGAAGUUGUAGAGACAUUUUAAACUAGCAAGGAAAGUUGAAGCAGGAAAUGCUGCUUAAUCGGAUGAUUGUUUGGUUGAAUAGCGUGUUAACCAAUCAGCGUAGGUUCCGCCUACACUUUUGAUGGGUCAGUUUGAAGUUUUAGUAAUUCAGGAACAUUCCAACGCAAGGACUAUUGUAUGACAUAGUGAAUUUAUUAUGUAUUUCAAAAAUGAAUCGGUAUUUGAUUAAUUAAUGACACAUUAAUAAACUUUAGUAUUUAAUUCUAAUUUAAUUAAUUAAAUAGCCUUUAAGAAAUUAUUAAUGUGUAGUUUAUUAUUUAUGUGGCACUUUUAGUCCUCCAUAGGGGAGAGAGCGAAAAAGAAUUGAAGGUAGUGAGGAUGAGUGGUUGGAAGAAGGGUUGGUUGUAGAAGGGGCAUUGCAAUGAGAAGAGUCAUGAAGAUUUGCAGUGGGGUAAACAGUAUGACAGUUUGGUACAGUUGAGAGAGUGAGAGGAGGGGUGAAGGAAUAGGAACGAGGGAGCGAGGGAGGGGUGUACAGGAACAGGGUGCUAUAAUUAGAGCUAGAGGAAUGUGGUGGGCAAUAAGUUGUGUGUUGCACAAUUGAGACGCCCCUCUGUUUUAAGGGAUCCCGGGGAGUGAGGGUCGGGGUUAGAUAGAUGUAUCAUUCCAGGCAAGGCCAUGGCUUACACACACACACACACACACACACACACACACACACACACACACACACACACACACACUGUUGUUGAAAGGUUACAGGAAGUCUCUGAGCUGCUACUGCGUAGUAGGACCGGGGAAAAGGAGGGAGAUGGAAAGGGGGGCGGAGAUGGAAAGAAGGAGUGGUGGAAAGAAGGAAACAGCCUGGUGAAUGACUGAAAGAGUGCGUGUGUUUGGAACCGCUCCCAGAACAUACUCAGGAACUCAACUCUGCUUCCCUAGAGCAGGGUUCCCCAAUAGGCAGCCCACGGGCCAAAUUCGGCCAGCGGGUGAUUUUAUUUGGCCCCUGAGCAACAACAACAAAAAAUCGGAACAUAUAUACAGUGGGGAAAAAAGUAUUUAGUCAGCCACCAUUUACAUUUUACAUUUAAGUCAUUUAGCAGACGCUCUUAUCCAGAGGGAUUUUAGUCAGCCACACAAUUGUGUAUCAAGUUCUUUAAAAAGAGAUUCUAGAGGCCUGUAUUUUCGCAUAGUCACGUUAUGACAGACGCAAAUGCGAAAAAAAUUCCAUCCCAUGGAUUGACUAAGAUUUGCAAAAGGGUUUUUUGAUUGUUCUCCCACUUAAAAAGAUGAGAGAGGCCUGUAAUUUUCAUCAUAGGUACACGUCAAACUAUGACAGACAAAAUGAGAAAAAAAUUCCAGAAAAUCACAUUGUAGGAUUUUUUAUGAAUUUAUUUGCAAAUUAUGGUGGAAAAUAAGUAUUUGGUCACCUACAAACAAGCAAGAUUUCUGGCUCUCACAGACCUGUAAACUUCUUCUUUAAGAGGCUCCUCUGUCCUCCACUCGUUACCUGUAUUAAUGGCACCUGUUUGAACUUGUUAUCAGUAUAAAAGACACCUGUCCACAACCUCAAACAGUCACACUCCAAACUCCACUAUGGCCAAGACCAAAGAGCUGUCAAAGGACACCAGAAACAAAAUUGUAGACCUGCACCAGGCUGGGAAGACUGAAUCUGCAAUAGGUAAGCAGCUUGGUUUGAAGAAAUCAACUGUGGGAGCAAUUAUUAGGAAAUGGAAGACAUACAAGACCACUGAUUAUCUCCCUCGAUCUGGGGCUCCACGCAAGAUCUCACCCCAUGGGGUCAAAAUGAUCACAAGAACGGUGAGCAAAAAUCCCAGAACCACACGGGGGGACCUAGUGAAUGACCUGCAGAGAGCUGGGACCAAAGUAACAAAGCCUACCAUCAGUAACACACUACGCCGCCAGGGACUCAAAUCCUGCAGUGCCAGACGUGUCCCCCUGCUUAAGCCAGUACAUGUCCAGGCCCGUCUGAAGUUUGCUAGAGUGCAUUUGGAUGAUCCAGAAGAGGAUUGGGAGAAUGUCAUAUGGUCAGAUGAAACCAAAAUAUAACUUUUUGGUAAAAACUCAACUCGUCGUGUUUGGAGGACAAAGAAUGCUGAGUUGCAUCCAAAGAACACCAUACCUACUGUGAAGCAUGGGGGUGGAAACAUCAUGCUUUGGGGCUGUUUUUCUGCAAAGGGACCAGGACGACUGAUCCGUGUAAAGGAAAGAAUGAAUGGGGCCAUGUAUCGUGAGAUUUUGAGUGAAAACCUUCCAUCAGCAAGGGCAUUGAAGAUGAAACGUGGCUGGGUCUUUCAGCAUGACAAUGAUCCCAAACACACCGCCCGGGCAACGAAGGAGUGGCUUCGUAAGAAGCAUUUCAAGGUCCUGGAGUGGCCUAGCCAGUCUCCAGAUCUCAACCCCAUAGAAAAUCUUUGGAGUGAGUUGAAAGUCCGUGUUGCCCAGCGACAGCCCCAAAACAUCACUGCUCUAGAGGAGAUCUGCAUGGAGGAAUGGGCCAAAAUACCAGCAACAGUGUGUGAAAACCUUGUUAAGACUUACAGAAAACGUUUGACCUGUGUCAUUGCCAACAAAGGGUAUAUAACAAAGUAUUGAGAAACUUUUGUUAUUGACCAAAUACUUAUUUUCCACCAUAAUUUCCUCAUUUUGUCUGUCAUAGUUGACGUGUACCUACGAUGAAAAUUACAGGCCUCUCUCAUCUUUUUAAGUGGGAGAACUUGCACAAUUGGUGGCUGACUAAAUACUUUCCCCACUGUAUAUUUUUGUAUAUUUAUGAUUUUCGUUGUUGGACAUAAAACUGUAAAAUCACCAGGAAAUCAGCUCAAAGUAAUGUUAAUUUAAGAAAUCUGUUCCCAAGUAUUCCCACGCAUAAAUAGAGGCAUAUGUGAUCGUAUCCCAAUGUAAUCAAGGUUUGAAAUGAAUCUGUUUUUGUCAAAUACUAUACAGUAUCUGUUUGGGAUUGUUGUGGUCAAUGUUUUGUGUAAAAAAUAUUUGUAACUAUUUUCCAGCCCCCCGACCAUCCGCUCAAGGAAAAAUUGGCCCAUGGCUGAAUGUAAUGGGGGACCCCCUACUGGAACUCUGACUGAACACUACAACCCUUUCUAUCCUCUAUCUCUAUCUCUAUCUCUCUCUAUCUCUAUCUCUAUCUCUCUAUCUCUCUAUCUCUCUAUCUCUCUAUCUCUCUAUCUCUCUAUCUCUCUCUCUCUCUCUCUCUCUCUCUCUCUCUCUCUCUGUCUCUCUGUCUCUCUGUCUCUCUGUCUCUCUGUCUCUCUGUCUCUCUGUCUCUCUGUCUCUCUGUCUCUCUGUCUCUCUGUCUCUCUGUCUCUCUGUCUCUCUGUCUCUCUGUCUCUCUGUCUCUCUGUCUCUCUGUCUCUCUGUCUCUCUGUCUCUCUGUCUCUCUGUCUCUCUGUCUCUCUGUCUCUCUGUCUCUCUGUCUCUCUGUCUCUCUCUCUCUCUCUCUCUCUCUCAGUGGAGCCCAAGGUGUAUGUGUCGGCUGGCUCUGUGGCUUUGAUCGACGAGGGCAAUGAAACGGUGGUGGCCACCUGCAUCGCUGAGCGGGCCCGGCCCCCCGCCGAGGUCUCCUGGGAGACGGACCUGUUUGGCCAAUCAGAGGUGACGCUGCAGGACGAGGCAAACGGCACCACCAGCACCCAGGUUCGCUACCUGUGGCAGCCCACCCGCCAUGUCCAGGGUCAUGCCCUCACCUGUGUGGUGCGCCACCCUGCCUUGCACACAGACUUCAGGAUCCCUUAUCAGCUCAACGUGCAGUGUGAGUCUCUCUCUCUCGUGUGUGUGAUUUAAGUACCCACGAGACUGCCUUUACUGUUCAUAAUCAUUCACACAUAAGUAAUGUCUAUGAUGCUGUAAUUUUAGCAGACUUGAUUUAUUGAUUUGUGUAAUUCCACCCAAAAAAUUGUGGGGUGGGUGAGUUUUCCACUUUUUCAGAUUGUGUCUGUUGCCCCUUCUCUGUGUCGUGUCUCUGCAGACGCCCCAGACAUCGUGGUGGUAGGUUAUGAUGGUGACUGGUACGUGGGCCGUGAGAACAUCCAACUGACCUGCAAAGCCAAAUCAAACCCACCAGCACACCACUUCAAAUGGAUCAGGUUUGUGAGCGUGUGCGCUCACCGCUCGUGUUUUUAUGUGUGGACAAAUUAGUUCUUACUGCAGAUUGAGCGUUGAACCAGUGUUUGUGUAUAAUUGUGUCCGGCUGUCUUUCAUUUUAUGUAAUUGUGUGUGUAUCCAAGACUGGACGGGAACAUGCCAGAGGGGGUGGAGAUGGUGAAUAACACGUUGCUGUUUCUGAGGCCCCUCCAACGGAAUGACUCUGGAGUCUACAGGUGUGAGGUUGCCAAUGACAUCAACCUACGCAGCAGGGACCUGCGGAUACGCAUACAAGGUGAGCGGGGGAAAGAAACACUGCUGAAUAUGCACACAGCUUGUUAUUCCACACGUAUUCUCCCUGUCUCUCUUAGGGAGAGCUUUAAACAUAUUCUGGCCUUGAAGCUUUCAGUGUCAACAUAAUACCAUGGAGAUGAGUCAUGAUUUAUCUAUAUGGAUAAUACUGUCUUUGUGGCUCCCGCUACUAAACACUUUUUGCAUUUUAUGCUUUUGUAACAACAGCAUUUCCAUAAUAAAUGUAAUAAAGAAACAUGAUCCAUCCAGCAUUUCGUCAUUCUAGACCCCAGUCCGUCUAAGUUUGAGGGUGUGUCAGUGUUUGAAAUUAAGCGAGCUGCCACGCUGUAUUAGUGCAGAUUAUUUCCGGUCCUCAGAUGUAAGAGUCUUAAUUAGGUCCUGAUUAGUCUUGAUUAGAUCUCCAGAUGUUCAACAGGAGAGGAGAUCUCCCUGGUUCUCUGGCCAAACCCCUUCUGUCUGCUCAUCCCCAAGACAUCAUCCUCUAUGACCACUAACUCACUCCUCCACUCUCCUCUCCUCUGUCGUUCCCAUGGCUUGGCAUGUGUCUCUGCGGCCCUAAAUCUCUCUUCCCCUUAAUGGAGCUUUCAUUUCAGUAUCACAUUGACUACUGUACUGUACAUCUCUCUCUCUGCUCCGUCUCUCCACUCUCUCUACCUCUUUCUGUCUCUGUCUCUUUCCGUGUCUGUCUCUCUUUGUCACGCAGUGAAAGGCAAAAGCAUGCAGCCUUGACUGAGAGAUGAGGGCGUCCCAGAUUCAUAACAUUCACCAGCACUUUUCAACUCCUAUUCAUUAUUUAUGAAACCUUUUUUGUUGCUUUUCCCUUUGAGAGGGGCUCUGUGGUUUUGUGUGUGGUGUGUUGUCUCUGUGUGCACGACUCUGGGGGUGUGUGUGGUGUGUUGUCUCUGUGUGCACGACUCUGGGGGUGUGUGUGGUGUGUUGUCUCUGUGUGCAUGCCUCUGGGGGUGUGUGUGGUGUGUUGUCUCUGUGUGCACGACUCUGGGGGUGUGUGUGGUGUGUUGUCUCUGUGUGCAUGCCUCUGGGGGUGUGUGUGGUGUGUUGUCUCUGUGUGCACGACUCUGGGGGUGUGUGUGGUGUGUUGUCUCUGUGUGCACGACUCUGGGGGUGUGUGGUGUGUUGUCUCUGUGUGCAUGCCUCUGGGGGUGUGUGUGGUGUGUUGUCUCUGUGUGCAUGCCUCUGGGGGUGUGUGUGGUGUGUUGUCUCUGUGUGCACGACUCUGGGGGUGUGUGUGGUGUGUUGUCUCUGUGUGCAUGCCUCUGGGGGUGUGUGUGGUGUGUUGUCUCUGUGUGCACGCCUCUGGGGGUGUGUGUGGUGUGUUGUCUCUGUGUGCACGCCUCUGGGGGUGUGUGUGUGGUGUGUUGUGCGCCCAAACGUUCGUGCAGUGUCUCCGCAUGGUGUCGCAUAAUUCAUAUGAUUCAAGUGGAAUUCACAGGGCCAUAACGUCAGAGAUCUAUAUCUCUACAGACAUCUGACCUGGAACUAGGAACUAAGACUGGAGUGUCAUUUUAUGUCCCUGUUUGAACAACUUCACAAUGUCACUUAACACUUUUAGAGGGAACCUUUCACACAUGAUGCAGCAGACACAUCACUCAGUCCUAAUCCAAUCAUAACCACAAUGGUUAAAUACAGACUCAGCAAGUCCGGACAGAAAUACUAGCAGAUGGAAUACGCACAGCAGAUUGACCAGAGAUGUGACAGCAUGUCCCAUCUGUGAUACUAAGCUGUUGAUUAAGGGUGCAUGAUCAUGGUUCAUCUGGCCCAAAGAACAUUCUAGGGGGUAUUUGAAGAUCUGGAUCAAGUCAUUAACGCAUAUGCCCAAAACAGUUGUUCAAAUUGACUGAUUGGAUGAAUUGUGAAGGAGUGAUUCACCCUUUUUGCCCAUCUCUUUACCCGAGUAUCCAUCCCUGAACCAAUCCCUUCUAUCUUAGUAGUCCUUCCCAUCUCUCCAAGCCCCUAACAUCAGUGCUGACUCUAUUCUAGACAUCCCUCCUUCCUACCUGUCAUUGUCUCACAACAUUAUCCAUGGCAAUGACAUGUUUAUCUUUAUUUGAAAUGCUCAACAUAAGCUCUUCAUAAAGCCCUCAUAAGCACACAUAACAGGCACAUCAUUAUCAUUAAAGUGUUAAUCAGUUAGUUCAUUCAACCUGAUUUUAAUGGAGGUAGCUACAGUACGUCAUGUGAGUGUCCCUCAAACCUAACAGUAGAUCUGUGCAAUCCGGAACAAGUCUUCUCUUCCCUCUUGCAUAGAUUUACAGGCAAGGAACAUAGUGACUAACAGUGUGUAUGUCAUGUUGCCUCUAGUUGUCAGCCAGCAUUAUGUGGGCAUUAUGAACAGGUUAUACCGUACUACUUCAAAUAAGGUGUUACAGACACUAACAAAAGCCAGUCAGCAUUGACUUCAAUUGAUGAUUGUUUUAAAAAAUGUGUUUUUGCUUUGUAGAUGACUUAGUUCCUGAUCACUCAUCUCUGGUUCCUAGACUAGUAACAUCACAUCCCUCUGCCUUACCUUUCCAUUAUUUUGUGAGUAAUGUAAUAAUGCUCACUUUCACAGUCGCUGGUUUGCUACAGCUCAGCCUACAGCACAUUUGGCUGCUAUAGGCUGCAUGUAAUUUUGGGUACAUUAGCUCAGUCCCAAGACAUCAACAGUUAAUUUACCACAUCUACACAUUUUUAAAGGCAACUUCUAUCCUCAAGUGGUCUGUCAAGACCUAACAACAACAACAACAUACUUUGUUCAGACAUGUCAUUGCAAACCAGAGGCUGUUAUGAGCAUGUCGUUUUAGAUGUAGAAAUGUAGGUAGUAUUUUCAUGUCAACCUAUCCCCUUUCAGUAAUAUGCUGAUUUAGUUGGCAUUGACAUUCUCUACUUUUCUGUCUGCCUUUCCAUCCCUCCCUCCCUGACCCUCUCCUUUCCCCCAUCUCCCCCUCUACUCCUACCUCCCACCCUGCCUCCCUCCAUUAGAUCCUCCCACCACAUCCAUGCCCUCCACCACCCCUGUGCCUGUCCUAACCGGCUCUGCUUCCUCCUCUGUGGGAGACAAGCGACGGGUCCUCUUCACCUCCCCCACCCUGGCAGCCCUGCCCCCCGACAACCACCUGGGCACCAUCGUGGGCGGGGCUGUGGGCGGAGCCUUGUUCCUCCUGUUGCUGGUGCUGGGCGGGGUCUGUUACCUACGGCAACGGCAGACCUUCCGCGGGGACUACUACACUAAGCAGUACGUAGGGCCUUCAGACAUGCAGAAGGCUCCUCCACAGCAUGAGCUCCACCCCACCAAGCCUGCCAAUAACGUCUACCUAGACAAGGACCGCGAAGAGUGGGGCGACCGCGAACGCCUCCACCUGCAUCCAACAUCAACAACCAUCUUGAACAACCCACAGAGAACCGGAGUGCCAGCCCAACGGCCUCACGAGGGCGAUGAGGAACGGAGACCACAAUCACCAUGACCACGACCACCUGCGUAGCUACCCCAGCCCCCACCAGAUAGGCCAUGCCAGAUACGCUGCCAAGUCACACCCACUGAGCACUGGCUCCCCCUACCUGUCGGAUGACUGCUAUGACAGUGGGGCCGAGGGGGACUAUGUCUCCCAUACGGAUGGCUCAGUGAUCUCACGCAGGGAGUGGUACGUCUGAUCCCACCACCACCACCAGGCAUGCUACCCUGCCACCAGACUCUGUCACCAGAGAGAAGAGAGGAGGAUUUCAUACAUUAUUUAAGAAAAGAGAAUACUCACAUGUUCUGACUCUCUACAUCUCUCUCUCUCUUUCUCUCUUUCUCACAAGCUCAUGUGUUUGGACAUUGUCUUUUUACUGUAGUUCUAUCUUGCUCUUUUUCAACAUGGUUUGUCAUUUCUCAUACAAGAGGUAUUUUCCUCUGAUUUUGAUCCUCAUCAUGGAAGGUGUGUGGAUUGCCUAGCCACACUGUGUGGACAUGCCUUCAUUCUGCACUAGAGGACAAAUCUGUUAACUAGUUAAUGUGUGGUUAGGGAUCACAGUUCACUAUACAUGCACUACUGGGUCUGCCUCAUGGUAUUGUUUUGAUUGCAAGCCUGCAGCAAUUUUCCUUUUAAUGUUAAUUACUUUGUAUACAAAGGCAGCACUCUUGUGCCAGUUAAUAAUUCUUUAAAUGGAAUUAAAUCAGAGAGAAACUGUCCCCAAAGAAAGAUGGAAGAAGGGAAGAGAAAUCAAAAAGUGGAGUGUAUUUACUUGUCAUUCCAGAUUUCAUUUCUUUUUGGUCUAUGGUUUGGUACCCACAGAAAGGGGAAAUAAUUUACAGAUUUCUGGCACGUACAUUUGUUGUAGUAGCUAAGUGGAUAGCAUGUAUACAAAUCACACAACAUUAUACUCAUUAUGUGCUGUUCCACACGUAUGUGUGAGUGUAUUAUUGGUACCAGUGCCAACCUCGUCAGUAUUGUCAGAUAGCAUUAGAUGCUGUCAUUGCAGCAGGAUGUCAUAGGUUAGAACUAUGUCUGCAAUGUUAUGUAUCAGUGUGGUGGUUUGUCUCAGAUAGCAGUACAGUAAUGAUAACUAAUGAGUUAAAACUGAGUAUUAGUUAACUUGUAUAUUACCUCUUCAUACAGAGAUUUUCAGCCCUUAAUAGAAGAAAAAAUAUUAAACUAGGGAUCCCUUUUCACAGAUGAGGGGAUGGCUGUAUGUUCAGGAGCUACAUGCAUUCUGUAAGCACCCUCUUCCUCUAUUUAUGUGUGCUUUUCUAUAUAUAAUCUGAAAUGCCCAUAGAAAUAGAGUACCAUUUAUAGGCUCUCCAUAUUUCGAAGAAAACAGUGAAUGGGCAUAAUACUUCUACUUCAGUUUUGUUAUUUCAUCUGUGAUACUGUGAAGUAAAUAGAGAAUCAUUGUUCUCCGUCGUCUAGUGAGAUUUCCUCUGUUACUCGCGGCUCUGGGUUCAGUUAUGUGACCGGUGCCUUAUCCCAGAAGAGCAGUAAAGUGAGUAGUACAGUAAUCAAAUAAAAAAAAUAUGGUAAUGUUAUUUUUACAGACAAAAGUGCAAGGCCUGUUUGGUCCUCUGAGUGAGACGUUUGUUGCCUUUUGUUGUUAGUUUUUUGUUCAUUUUUGAUUGAGGGAUUCUCUUUUUGUGACGCAUCUUCUUUUCUGUCUUCUCUCUAAGUCAUGAAGUUUGAUGAUAGCAUUAUUUUUGCUCUUACAAUGAAAGACAUUUGCAACGUCUGAGUUGCAAAACACCUAAACAAAGCUGAACUAAGCUAAAAGGAUAAUAUAAUAAUAAUAUGCCAUUUAGCAGACGCUUUUAUCCAAAGCGACUUACAGUCAUGAUCAUUAUAUUAUUGUACAGUUCCUAUAUGACAGUGUUCUGUCAGGGCAGCAGAGUUAAAGGGAUAGUUCACCCAAAUUACAAAAUGACAUUGGUUUCCUUACCCUGUAAGCAGUCUAUGGACAAGGUAUGAUUGCAAUCCAUGCUUUGGUUUAGAUUCAAAUAAUCUAUAAGUGACUUUGUUGAGCUUCACAAUCAAUUUUAGAUACUUUUGGAUGAUUUGGACAUGAUGCGUGAAAAAUGCUAAUAUCGGUCCAAUGACUUGAAUGGGAUGUGUCCCACGAAUGCUAAAACAUUAGCAUGUGGAAACAGUGCCUGGGAAACUCAACCAAAGCAUGGAUUGCUGUCAGACCUUGUCCAUAGACUGCUUACAGGGUAAGGAAACCAAUGUGUCAAUUUGGGUGAACUGUCCCUUUAAGUGUGCAUGGUAUAUAAGAAAAUGAAGUGGGGAUUUUUGUUUAGUUCUUGUACAAAGUCUGAGAGAAUGGAGAGUGGAGCACCCCACCACCUCACCAGGGUUGACCUCCAACUGUAUUUCACAUUCUUCUUGCAAGCACCUUCCCAUUGUGUUCAUGCUUGUUCUGUAUAUAAGAGAAGAGCUACUGUAAGUUUUAAACAUAUAUAAUUCAAGAAAAAAUAGAAAAUAAUCACAUGCUGUAUCAUCAACGACAAUAAGCAUUAUUUUGUACAGUACAUCUUUUUUUUUUUAAUACUUUUGUUUUCAAUAAAGCACCUUUUUUUCUGUGAGUUGCAUUUCCUGACUGAUCUGCACUCCUAAACAAGCAUCACAAGCUUCCUCAGGCAGCUACUGUACUCUCAAACUGAUCAUUCUCCUCCCUGUGCUCUUCAAGGUGACGUCAUCUUUAGCUCCCUCACUCAUCAUACAGCCUGUGCGCCGGUGAAUCACUGUGUGGACAUGGAGAGCACACACUCGCAGAGUAAAAUCUUCCAAACAAAUCUAUAUCAGGUUACUGCCAUUAUCACAAGCCAGCGUUGCAAUAUGAGAUUUCAUUAGUUUUUUGCUCUAUUUGACUGCUGCCCAUCUCUUUCCCUUCUCCUUCUCUCUCUUACUCUGCCUCUCUCCAAAUGCUUUUUGUAGAAGUCAGCAGAGAUCAAAAAACCCUCUUGUCUUUAGUCUCUUUCCCCUCUCUGGUUCUCUUGUCAUCUCUCGUCUGGCUUUGUGACAGAACAGAAAUUGCCCCCUGCUCCCCUCUACAGCUUGUCUCCUUUGUGAAUUUCCCCUGUGCCUCUCUCCCAGUAUUUCACAGCUGGUGAAAUCAAAUGGUUAGUGUUUAUAUCUGCCCCUGAGUUCCCCCUCUCUGGGCCAUUGACUCUGUCCCCAUGGCAACAGUCUCAUCUGGAGCUGGUGACAGAGGCGGGCUCCCUCAGGGUCCCACUGCAUGUACCUGCAGACUGAGAGAGGGGGUCAAGAGAGGGGGGGGGGGGGGAGAGCAAGGUCAAAGGGGCUGUUGAAGGACAGGAAAAUUAGAGAAUUGGCCAUCAGACAUGAAAUGGCCCAUUAUGAUAAGCUGCCAGUUGCAUUGAGGUGGCUCUGCAGGGUUAAGAAAUCAUUUGGGACCUUGGCAUUGUGUUCGUGUAUGUCAUCAAGACACCGCUUUUCCAGAAAAUCUUCUUUCUGCUCGACUCUUAUUUCAGUAGAUUGUGUCCAUGAAAGUUUUGCAAGGCCUCAUUCACCUUGGACUGGAACAUGCCUAAUUAUAUUGUACUGAGUGGACUGUUGAUUUAACACCAGCUCUCCAGCAGUAAUGAUUUUCAGUCUGUUAUGCUUGAAUUAUGUUGAAAUCCCAUUAAACAAAUCGAUUAAUUGAUUUGUCUUAUCUAUCACCUUCAGCAGAUAUGAAGCGAUUUUAGGUAUACUUUACGAACCAGAGUCGACCCACAGUGCAGACAGCAGGGUAGUGCACAAUCUUAAAUUAAUGUGAAAAUAUUUAAUUUAGAAAUCAGUUUUUAAAUGAAGAUUGAGUUUGACUGUAACAAACAGAGAGUAGUGGGGACCACCAGUACCGUGCCCCACUGUGCAGCUAGCUGGUGUCUAAUUGGGACAGAUGCCUGACAGGGUGACAGACCACCCACACUCUUCCUGUCCCGCCGCCUCGUCCCAUCUGAUCCGCCCACUACAUGAGCAUCUGCUUCCUCAGGGCUCGCUGUUUGGCCGGUAACCACAUGACCCUUGACCUUGCUGUUAAGAUUUUAGCGUGGGUGACUGUCUCAGGGGGCAUCUGCUGUCCCCUCCCAGUCUCAGUUUGACCUCUGUAGGUCAGUGAUAUGUGUUCAGUCACCUCUGGGGUUUAGGUUUGCCCUGACCUGGGUUAGGUACGGGUGUGGUCAUACACCUCUGAUUCCCUCUGUCCUUUCAGAGGGGUUUGGGUUGGGCUUUGUCUGUCAGCACGGUUCUGAGACAAGUGGAUUAGUAGACUGAGACCCUGAGACAGGAUUAAGCCUCUACCUGGGUCAGGUUGCAGUUUGGGAAUCUAUCGUCGGGAUGUAGUGUCUAUCAAAUCCUCUAAGGUGUUGGCCACGGCAGCCUUAGAAUUAGAGAAUUAGGAUCCUUAAGGCUUGCGCACAUCACAUCGAAUGUGGAUCUAGCGUUAGUCUGCUGAUCAUUCAGCGUGUUGUGUUUUAGGGACCACCCGCUGCAGAAGUCUGACUGACAACAUUUUUUCACGUGAUUCUACAUGUAAAAUCGUUGCGCACUUGGUUCGCAAAUGACUUUCAGAGGUGCUAAGUUCUCUGGCCAGAAAACACUAUUGGUGUGACUGAGACUUUAGAGUUUGAGAAUCAGGAUCCUUGUGAUCACCCCUGACAGCCACACACACCACACUCCUCUUAUCCACACAACACACACCUCUCACCUACACAUCUGUCUGUCAUUACCACCACCCCACUCAUAGGAGCAGUAUAUUCACUCUUGCCUUGUCUGGUCAGAUGUACGUUAGCUAAAGUGGGCAGAGAGAACAGAGAGUCUUAAGGUCAUUGUACUUGACUCAUCAUCUGCUGUCAUGGUUAUCAAAAGGAGAAGUUACUAUAACCCUUCGAGGAACGUCUGACUAAUACCUCCUUUUCCCUUCCCUGUCUCACUCGAGGCUGUUCUUCACUGCUCUCUAGUGAAGCGUAAUCUCUCUGCGCUACUGCUAAAUCCAAUACCCCCUAUUGUCGGUCAUGUGAGGUGUGUAUAGAGGGAGAGAGAAGGAAGGGGGGGGGUCAACCCAAGGUCCCACGCUGUUUGUUCUGCAUCGUAAUUGAGAUGUUAUUUUGGAUUCUCGUCUCUGCAGAUUAUAGAUUUUUCUACAGCUCAAGAGCUAAACAACUGGACUUGGCUGUCACACUCUUUCUCUUGCUUCCCCCUCUCCUCUCUGCUCACUUUCUUAAGGAUGCUUCUUUCCAUGCCACUAACUGAUAAGCAACAACAACGUUAUGUCUGACCCAGCCCCAUAAGGGUUGUGUGUAUGCCACUAGGUUGUAUAAGGUUCUGUGAUUUUAAUGAAUCUUAAUUAAUCGUGAUCAUUGUUAAUCCCCUCUCCGGACCCCCGACAUGGAGGAUAACGAGUGUGUGAUCUAACGAACAGAGUCAACAGAGAGAUGUUGCCAGGGUCCACAUUACACACAACAUGCACAGGAGCAGGGAGAAAGACUGAUAGAGAGAGAAAUAAAAGAGCGAUGGAUGGAGGCUGAGGUGAAAAGUGAAUGAGGCCCAUUGAAGUAUGGGGGAGCUGCAGGGGAGAGACUACAGCAGCAGGGCUUUAAGAGGAGCAGCAUGGAGCCCCUAAUUGCACUUGAGUUACUGUAGUUCGUACUGCUGGGAGACAGUCAGCAACCUGCCUGCAGGUCUCGAUCUCUCUCAGACACACACACUCACAUCACACAUAGCCUCUUAAACUUACACUUAGGCUGCAUUUACACAGGCAACCCAAUUCAGAUCUUUUUCCCACUAAUUGGUCUUUUGACCAGUCACAUCAGAUCUUUUCACAUCAGUGGUCCUCUGUAGCUCAACUGGUAGAGCACGGCGCUUGUAACGCCAAGGUAGUGGGUUCGAUCCCCGGGACCACCCAUACACAAAAAUGUAUGCACGCAUGACUGUAAGUCGCUUUGGAUAAAAGCGUCUGCUAAAUGGCAUAUUAUUAUUAUAUUAUAGAUCUUUUUCAGAGCGGAUCUGAUUGGUCAAAAGACCAAUUAGUGAAAUAAAGAUCAGAAUUGGGCUGCCUGUGUGAACGCAGCCAUAUGCUGUUAGAAUGCUCCUGGAUUUGUAUAGUCACAUGUUUUGCUACAUGAUUUCUACACUGCUCUGAUAUGUUAUGUGGGGUUGUGUCUGUGCUGUUUCAUAUCAUCCGUCUGUGUUCUGUUCCAGACCAGUCUCAGGAAAAGAGGUCCACCUCUGUUGCCGUGGCAGGGGCAGUGAUGGGGGCAGUCCUCGCCCUCUUUCUCAUAACCGUCUUCACCAUCGUCAUCCUCACUGCACGGAAGACCUCGGUCCCAACGUACACAGACAAAGUGUGAGUUGAAGUGCUGUCACAGUAUACUGCAGCAGUAUUGGAUCAAUUCAUCCAUUGGUUAAUAUCGUCAACUGAUAUGUUGUGUGACUAUCUAAUCAUCAUGGAGUUGCAGUAUAACUCAAAUCCAAAGGGCUUUCCUAUACAUACUGCGUUUUGAGUCAUUCCACUGCAGUGUACCAUAAAAUGGAGUCUGGUGCAGGGAGGUAGAGAGGUGGUGGUACAAGGUUGAGGGGUGAUAGGUAAUUGCAGUCUUGGCAGGAGUCCCUUGUCUUGUUUUGCUGAGUAGGUUUCUAUUGCUAGACCUGCACUCAUGUUAACGUUGGGGCAAGGUGAAGGAAGGGACUUUUAGAGUAAAUUAUUUACAUGAGAGUUGGGUCACUCCCUGCCCAAGAGGUCUGUGACUGACAUCUGGCCCAGUGUGUGUGUGUGUGUGUGUGUGUGGGUGGAUGGGUCGAUGGGUGGAUGAGUAGAUGAGUUGGGUGGAUUCAAGUGAUUGGGAUUCCCCAAAGCAUGUGGCUAACAUCAUAUUUUUCAACUCAUAUCUGUGCGUCCUCCUGUCCUCCCUUUAGGGUGCAGUUUUAUGUCAGGCACACACACAUAUGCACCCAAUAUAAACGGAGUGCUUUAACCAGUCUACCCUCCAGUUGAAACAACAUUUUCCAAUACAGGAUGUGAAAAUUACACCAUAGAUAUGGAGCUCCAUCCGGCAUCGUUAUCCCCAAAGGGAUUACAUCAUCUCUGUUUUCCAUUUGUUCUUGAAAGGCCUCCUCAAUCCCACACCUCCCCUGUCUGUCUGCAUUUCCUCACCGUCCAUUCACAGAUUCAGAUUCUGACAACCAGGACAAGCUAGCCAAUCAGCCGCUCCCGUUCCAUAGUGUUGGGCGGCCCCUAGCGAACCAUCACUCCCAUGAGGGAGACAGAGAGAGACACAGUGAGCUGAAGAGGAUGUGUCUAUUGUGGGAACAGUCCGUCUGUGGUGCUACAGCCUUUAUUACCCUGCUACACUACACGCUGUUAAACACUGCAUGCAGGGUAGGGUUCCAUUACACUACACGCUGUUAAACACUGCAUGCAGGGUAGGGUUCCAUUACACUACACGCUGUUAAACACUGCAUGCAGGGUAGGGUUCCAUUACACUACACGCUGUUAAACACUGCAUGCAGGGUAGGGUUCCAUUACACUACACGCUGUUAAACACUGCAUGCAGGGUAGGGUUCCAUUACACUACACGCUGUUAAACACUGCAUGCAGGGUAGGGUUCCAUUACACUACACGCUGUUAAACACUGCAUGCAGAGUAGGGUUCCAUUACACUACACGCUGUUAAACACUGCAUGCAGGGUAGGGUUCCAUUACACUACACGCUGUUAAACACUGCAUGCAGGGUAGGGUUCCAUUACACUACACGCUGUUAAACACUGACAUGCAGGGUAGGGUUCCAUUACACUACACGUUGUUAACACUGCAUGAGGGUAGGGUUCCAUUACACUACACGCUGUUAAACACUGCAUGCAGAGUAGGGUUCCAUUACACUACACGCUGUUAAACACUGCAUGCAGGGUAGGGUUCCAUUACACUACACGCUGUUAAACACUGCAUGCAGGGUAGGGUUCCAUUACACUACACGCUGUUAAACACUACAUGAAGGGUAGGGUUCCAUUACAUUACACGCUGUUAAACACUGCAUGCAGGGUAGGGUUCCAUUACACUACACGCUGUUAAACACUGCAUGCAGGGUAGGGUUCCAUUACACUACACGCUGUUAAACACUGCAUGCAGGGUAGGGUUCCAUUACACUACACGCUGUUAAACACUGCAUGCAGGGUAGGGUUCCAUUACACUACACGCUGUUAAACACUGCAUGCAGGGUAGGGUUCCAUUACACUACACCUGUUAACAUGCAUGAGGUGGGUCAUACACACACUUAACGCAUGCAGGGUAGGUUCCAUUACACUACACACUGUUAAACACUGCAUGCAGGGUAGGGUUCCAUUACACUACACGCUGUUAAACACUCAUGAAGGGUAGGGUUCCAUUACAUUACACGCUGUUAACACUCACUGAAGGGUAGGUUCCAUUACACUACACGCUGUUAAACACUGCAUGAAGGGUAGGGUUCCAUUACACUACACGCUGUUAAACACUGACAUGCAGGGUAGGGUUCCAUUACAACUACCGCUGUUAAACACUGCAUGCAGGGUAGGGUUCCAUUACACUACACGCUGUUAAACACUAGCAUGAGGGUAGGGUUCCAUUACAUUACAGCUGUUAACACUGCAUGAAGGGUAGGGUUCCAUUACACUACACGCUGUUAAACACUGCAUGCAGGGUAGGGUUCCAUUACACUACACGCUGUUAAACACUGCAUGCAGGGUAGGGUUCCAUUACAUUACACGCUGUUAAACACUGCAUGCAGGGUAGGGUUCCAUUACACUACACACUGUUAAACACUGCAUGCAGGGUAGGGUUUACAUUACACACGCUGUUAAACACUGCAUGCAGGGUAGGGGUCCAUUACACUACACGCUGUUAAACACUGCAUGAGGUAGGGUUCCAUUACACUACACGCUGUUAAACACUGCAUGCAGGGUAGGGUUCCAUUACACCACACCUGUUAAACACUGCUGAGGGUAGGGUUCCAUUACACUACACGCUGUUAAACACUGCAUGCAGGGUAGGGUUCCAUUACCAUACUUAACACUGUUAAAAACACUGCAUGCAGGGUAGGGUUCCAUUACACUACACGCUGUUAAACACUGCAUGCAGGGUAGGGUUCCAUUUACACUACACGCUGUUAAAACACUGCAUGCAGGGUAGGGUUCCCAUUACACUACACACUGUUAAAACACUGCAUGCAGGGUAGGGUUCCAUUACACUUACACGCUGUUAAACACUGCAUGCAGGGUAGGGUUCCAUUACACUACACGCUGUUAAACACUGCAUGCAGGGUAGGGUUCCAUUACACUACACGCUGUUAAACACUGCAUGCAGGGUAGGGUUCCAUUACACUACACGCUGUUAAACACUGCAUGCAGGGUAGGGUUCCAUACACUACACGCUGUUAAACAUGCAUGCAGGGUAGGGUUCCAUUACACUACCACGCUGUUAAAACACUGCAUGCAGGGUAGGGUUCAUUACAUUACACGCUGUUAAACACUGCAUGCAGGGUAGGGUUCCAUUACACUACACGCUGUUAAACACUGCAUGCAGGGUAGGGUUCCAUUACAUUACACGCUGUCAAACACUACAUGAAGGGUAGGGUUCCAUUACAUUACACGCUGUUAAACACUGCAUGAAGGGUAGGGUUCCAUUACACUACACGCUGUUAAACACUACAUGAAGGGUAGGGUUCCAUUCACACACGCUGUUAACACUGCAUGCAGGUAGGGUUCCAUUACAUUACACGCUGUUAAACACACAUGAAGGGUAGGGUUCCAUUACCUACAUGCUGUUAACACUGCAUGAGGGUAGGUUCCAUUACACUACACGCUGUUAAACACUGCAUGAGGUAGGGUUCCAUUACACAUACACUGUUAAACACUGCAUGCAGGGUAGGGUUCCAUUACACUACACGCUGUUAAACACUGCAUGCAGGGUAGGGUUCCAUUACACUACACACUGUUAAACACUGCAUGCAGGGUAGGGUUACAUUACACCUACACGCUGUUAAACACUGCAUGCAGGGUAGGGUUCCAUUACACUACACGCUGUUAAACACUGCAUGUAUGGUAGGGUUCCAUACACUACACGCUGUUAAACACUGCAUCAGGGUAGGGUUCCAUUACACCACACGCUGUUAAACACUGCAUGCAGGUAGGGUUCCAUUACACUACACGCUGUUAAACACUGCAUGCAGGGUAGGGUUCCAUUACACUAUACACUGUUAAACACUGCAUGCAGGGUAGGGUUCCAUUACACUACACGCUGUUAAACACUGCAUGCAGGGUAGGGUUCCAUUACACUACACGCUGUUAAACACUGCAUGCAGGGUAGGGUUCCAUUACACUACACGCUGUUAAACACUGCAUGCAGGGUAGGGUUCCAUUACACUACACACUGUUAAACACUGCAUGUAGGUUAGGGUUCCAUUACACUACACGCUGUUAAACACUGCAUGCAGGGUAGGGUUCCAUUACACUACACGCUGUUAAACACUGCAUGCAGGGUAGGGUUCCAUUACACUACACGCUGUUAAACACUGCAUGCAGGGUAGGGUUCCAUUACACUACACGCUGUUAAACACUGCAUGCAGGGUAGGGUUCCAUUACACUACACGCUGUUAAACACUGCAUGCAGGGUAGGGUUCCAUUACACUACACACUGUUAAACACUGCAUGCAGGGUAGGGUUCCAUUACACUACACGCUGUUAAACACUGCAUGCAGGGUAGGGUUCCAUUACACUACACGCUGUUAAACACUGCAUGAGGGUAGGGUUCCAUUACAUACACGCUGUUAAACACUGCAUGCAGGGUAGGGUUCCAUUACAUUACACGCUGUUAAACACUGCAUGCAGGGUAGGGUUCCAUUACACAUAUACACUGUUAAACACUGCAUGCAGGGUAGGGUUCCAUUACACUACACGCUGUUAAACACUGCAUGCAGGGUAGGGUUCCAUUACACUACACGCUGUUAAACAAUGCAUGCAGGGUAAGGUUCCAUUACAUACACGCUGUUAAACACUGCAUGAGGGUAGGGUUCCAUUACACUACACGCUGUUAAACACUGCAUGCAGGGUAGGGUUCCAUUACACUACACGCUGUUAAACACUGCAUGCAAGGUAGGGUUCCAUUACAACACCUGUUAAAACACUGCAUGCAGGGUAGGGUUCCAUUACAUUACACGCUGUUUAAACACUCAUGCAGGGUAGGGUUCCAUUACAUACACUGCUGUUAAACACUGCAUGAGGGUAGGGUUCCAUUACAUUACACGCUGUUAAACACUGCAUGCAGGGUAGGGUUCCAUUACACUAUACACUGUUAAACACUGCAUGCAGGGUAGGGUUCCAUUACACUACACGCUGUUAAACACUGCAUGCAGGGUAGGGUUCCAUUACACUACACACUGUUAAACACUGCAUGCAGGGUAGGGUUACAUUACACCACACGCUGUUAAACACUGCAUGCAGGGUAGGGUUCCAUUACACUACACGCUGUUAAACACUGCAUGUAGGGUAGGGUUCCAUUACACUACACGCUGUUAAACACUGCAUGCAGGGUAGGGUUCCAUUACACCACACGCUGUUAAACACUGCAUGCAGGGUAGGGUUCCAUUACAUUACACACUGUUAAACACUGCAUGCAGGGUAGGGUUCCAUUACACUACACGCUGUUAAACACUGCAUGCAGGGUAGGGUUCCAUUACACUACACGCUGUUAAACACUGCAUGCAGGGUAGGGUUCCAUUACAUUACACGCUGUUAAACACUGCAUGCAGGGUAGGGUUCCAUUACACUACACGCUGUUAAACACUGCAUGCAGGGUAGGGUUCCAUUACACUAUACACUGUUAAACACUGCAUGCAGGGUAGGGUUCCAUUACACUACACGCUGUUAAACACUGCAUGCAGGGUAGGGUUCCAUUACACUACACACUGUUAAACACUGCAUGCAGGGUAGGGUUCCAUUACACUACACACUGUUAAACACUGCAUGCAGGGUAGGGUUCCAUUACACUACACGCUGUUAAACACUGCAUGCAGGGUACGGUUCCAUUACACUACACACUGUUAAACACUGCAUGCAGGGUAGGGUUCCAUUACACUAUACACUGUUAAACACUGCAUGCAGGGUAGGGUUCCAUUACACUACACGCUGUUAAACACUGCAUGCAGGGUAGGGUUCCAUUACACUACACGCUGUUAAACACUGCAUGCAGGGUAGGGUUCCAUUACACUACACGCUGUUAAACACUACAUGAAGGGUAGGGUUCCAUUUCACAACACGCUGUUAAACACUGCAUGCAGGGUAGGGUUCCAUUACAUUACACGCUGUUAAACACUACAUGAAGGGUAGGGUUCCAUUACAUUACAUGCGUUUGAACACUGCAUGAAGGGUAGGGUUCCAUUACAUUACACGCUGUUAAACACUGCAUGCAGGGUAGGGUUCCAUUACACUAUACACUGUUAAACACUGCAUGCAGGGUAGGGUUCCAUUACACUACACGCUGUUAAACACUGCAUGCAGGGUAGGGUUCCAUUACACUACACACUGUUAAACACUGCAUGCAGGGUAGGGUUACAUUACACCACACGCUGUUAAACACUGCAUGCAGGGUAGGGUUCCAUUACACCACACGCUGUUAAACACUGCAUGCAGGGUAGGGUUCCAUUACAUUACACGCUGUUAAACACUGCAUGCAGGGUAGGGUUCCAUUACACGACACGCUGUUAAACACUGCAUGCAGGAUAGGGUUCCAGUGUGUGCCUGUGUGUGUCUGUGUGUGUGCGCGUGCAUGUGUGAGUAUAUGUAUGUGUGUGAUUCUGACUAACCUUAUCCCUACAUUUUAGCCAUUUCUGAGAAAGAGCACUAGGGUUGAUCCUGUCAAUAAUGGGGAGAAUAAGCCUAGAUUGUUUCAUUCGUUUUGCCAUUGAUCCAAGGUCUUAUUUAACCAUUAUGGUAGCUGUCUGGUCACUUUGCAAAAUCCUCGACCUUGUCCUUGACUCUCUGGCUCUUUCACUGGAGAUUCACAUUUGUAUUCUACAGCUGUUUGUCCCCGCUUCCUUGGAGCCAACGAGUGUGAGAGCAGAUUCUCAGACUGACUGUUUGAGAGGACUCUAAUGCAGCCAGUCUGGCCAAAAGAAACACAACCCUGAUCUGAAACCCAGUAGUGAACAGCUGUGUGCGAAUGGUAAAGAGACUUUCUGUGCCUGCAUGCAUAGCUCCACAUAGCUCUACUACUCAAACAACACACACACACUCAGGUCCAGAGAGGUGUGUCUACUCUGGGCCUUCCUGUUUUGUGUCUGAUGCCAAAUGAAAGGCAGUCGGCCUGAGUGUGACCCUGGCUGUGUCCCUGAGGGCAUCCCUGUAGACCCGGGGGCCCAGCUGAAUGGAUACAGGCCUCAUCCCUCUUUGUCAUCACACACAUAUUAAAGCCCAGCUCUUCUUCUAAUGGAUCAGGUGCACUCUACAGUCCCACAGCCUUCUGUGGGAAACACACGCAAGGUCAUUAACUAUACAUCAGCCAUGUGUUCUCUGCAUGUCUCAUCCAAGUCAGAGAGAAGGAGAAGGAGACCUACGAGCUCUUAUGCCUUGCUAUGCUGAGGAGCAAGGAAUGCACUUUAGAGCAGUGUUUCCCAACCCUGGUCCUCCAGUACCCCCAACAGUACACAGUUGUGUUGUAGCCCUGGACACACACACCUCAUUCAACUCAUUGAGGGCUUGAUGAUUAGUUGACAAGUUGAAUCAGGUGUGCUUGUCCAGCAAUAAACACAUGGAAUUAUGGUCAGAGAGAGGAUGAAGGACAAAGAUUUGGAGUUAGAGAAAGAGCAAGAGAGAUGAUAUUAGAGCUCUCCAAAACAGGAGUAGAGUGUAGAGCAGGGGUAGGCGACCCCGGUCCUGGAGUAGGCACUUCCAUGUUUUUGAUUUAACCGACCUGGAAGACCAGGUGUGUUGAACUUAGGCAAUCACUGAACUGAUCCAUUAGCUGAGUUGGUCAGGUGUGGUGCCUAGUUGGAACAAAAUCCUGCAGUACCUGCGGCACUCCAGGAACAGGGUUGCCUAUCCCUGGUGUAGAGGGAAAAGCAGACAGCAUAGUGGAGUCAAGAUGUUGUGGUGGCCUCCCGAGUGGCGCAGAGGUCUGAGGCACUGCAUCGCAGUGCUAGAGGCGUCACUACAGACCCAGGUUCGAUCUCAGGCUGUGUCGCAGCUGGCCGCAACCGGGAGACCCAUGAGGCGGCGCACAAUUGGCCCAGCGUCUUCCGGGUUAGGGGAGGGUUUGGCCGGCAGGGAUGUCCUUGUCCCAUCGCGCUCUAGCGACUCCUAGUGGCGGGCGCAUGCACGUUGACUUCAGUCGCCAGCUGUACAGUGUUUUCUCCAACACAUUGGUGCGGCUGGCUUCUGGGUUAAGCGAGCAGUGUGUCAAGAAGCAGUGUGGCUUGGCAGGGUCGUGUUUCGGAGGACGCAUGACUCUCGAACGUCGCCUCUCCCGGGUCCGUACGGGAGUUGCAGCGAUGGGACAAGACUGUAAAUAUUGGGGGGUAAAAAGUAUUUAAAUAAAAAAAAUAUGCUGUAGUGGUGGUGUGGGGCGAAGUAGGAGCUUUCUGUAUCAUGAGGAUGGUUUUGACGAUUAGUGUUUAGAAUAGGAUCUGUUUCAGGGGAGUUGGCCAGUAUUUUGGUGUGGGGGGAGGGGGGAAUGUUGAGGGGAAUUUAUUUAUUAAUUUUUUUGUCAUUUAGCAGACGCUCUUGAGGGGGGUUUGAAGGAUGUGGGAGGAGAUUAGGUUGAUUGGCAAGCCAAGCAUGAGCUGAUGAGGGGACGGGUGUUAACCUAAUCACUCUAUUUAACUCGGCUUAGUGCUUGUCGAUUUUAGCCUGUAAUUGAAUUCAUUCACAGUGGAAACCGUUCCUAACACAAUUUAAUUAAUCUGGUUCUACAACUUUGCAAUUACCUGGUUUGCCAUCACACAAUAACAUGUCUUAAGGUGUGCGUUAUAGUCACUGUCAGUUUACAUUUUAAGAGAGACAACCAAUGUUUUUUAUUUUCUCCUGUCUCCCUGCAGGAUUGAUCUACCUCCGACACACAAGCCUCCUCCUCCCUACACAGAGAGACCCCCAGCCAUCCCUCUGGUUGUCCACGCACCACAGGUGGCCUCCCUGUCACAGGUAAACACUAUUAUUGUGUGUAGGGUUGCAGGUGGAGCUAAGGUUAGUGUUAUAUCUGGAGUUAGGCUUCUGGUUGUGGCCAGGUUUGGGGUUAAACCGGGAUGUGGACAUGAAGCUAGGGUUAGGGUUAUGGUUGUUGCACUACACCACACUGCUCCUUACAGGUCAACUUCUCAUUUAAGUAAACCUUAAAUCAAUUGAGCUCUGGGGAAGGAGAAGAGCUAGAUUGGGGUUAAAAUAGAGUUAGAUUCAUUCAGCUCAGUGAGAAGCAAAAGCAAGUCUUUCUUUUAAGAUCAUUGAAUGAUUCAUAGUCCUCUGUUUCCAACCAUGCAUCUCUCUCUCUCUCUCUCUCUCUCUCUCUCUCUCUCUCUCUCUCUCUUUCUCCCUCUUUCAUCCUACCCUUCUCCCUUCUGUUUCUAUCUUUACCUCAUUUACUGGUUCAUUUAAGAGUGAUAUUAGUAUUCAGGUCCAUACAAGGAACAUAAUGGCUUUGGCCUGAACCCUACCUCACGUGCAUACACACACACACACCAGUAAAGUUGAUUUUCUCUGUGUUUUUAAAUGAGUAUCUGUGUAUGUAGAGCUACAGAGUCUAGUGUUCCCAACAAAGGCUGUCGUCUGUCUGGACUUCUUGGAGAACAGUAAUUUCUAUCCAUCUAGCGUCUCUCCUCUGAGACCCUCUACUGAUUCAGUGCCAAUUCUCUUCAACUCAUUCCCUCAUCUUUGAUGUGCUUUUUUAGCUGCAUAUAUUUAGGGUUGAAAAGUUUUUAGUUUUUUAGUAGAAAGUUGAUAUGACUAAUUUCCGGAAUAUAUAUUUAUUUUGUAUCAACAGCGACCAAGUGUGUCAUCCCAUCCUCUAUUUUUGCAGGCUCACAGGGCUGAGCGGCAGUUUGAGAUGGCAGAGAGAACACCUGCCAGGCUCAUGCCCCGGGAACCCCAAAGCCCCUCCCACCAGCCUCUGUCCUAUCAGGAGUGGGUGUGUCACCAGAAUGGGGCGGAUCGCAUCUACAUCAACCACCGGGAACACUAUGUGUGACGGACACGUCCUAAACCUUCUAUGGUCCUGUCAAUCAAUCACUCACCCCGCCCCACCCAUCGCC
This is a messenger RNA of Coregonus sp. 'balchen', 25117 nucleotides long. The record is from the annotation of a GenBank genome assembly. NCBI's taxonomy places the organism in Eukaryota, Metazoa, Chordata, Actinopteri, Salmoniformes, Salmonidae.